Molecule: messenger RNA, 4605 nt
Organism: Clarias gariepinus (North African catfish)
Lineage: Eukaryota; Metazoa; Chordata; Actinopteri; Siluriformes; Clariidae
Gene: grip2a
Product: glutamate receptor interacting protein 2a
Exons: 25
Coding region: 359-3595 (1078 amino acids)
Biological process (GO): neurotransmitter receptor transport, endosome to postsynaptic membrane
Molecular function (GO): protein binding
Source: RefSeq, a predicted model, not a curated record
UACACUCCCAUCACAGAUGGAGCUUCCCACUCGUGCUCGUCUCCGCUCUCAUACCCAGAUCAGGCAGGGUGAAGUAAGACACUGAGUUUGGAGACUGAGGAAGAGAUAAGGCGUGUGUUGUGUGGAUAUUUAUUCCUGUUUGGAGUCUACAGUUUGGACUUUACAUAGAUGGUGAAGGAUCUGUUUGGGGGUUAAUGUUUGGAUAUUUCGGAUAGACAGUGCACUCUGGAGUGUGGACACUGUGGCAUGGACAGCCUUUGUCUUUGGACAAUACAGUAGUCUAUUUUUGGAUACUGGAGUAUGGAUAACAGGCCUCAUAACUCAGCGUGGAACGGCAUGGAGACGUGACACUUCAGCCAUGCUGUGUGGUUUAUGGAGAGAAGGCCGCAAUGAUGACGGCCCUUAUCCUAAAGGGAAUAAAGACUGCGCAGCCAACGAGAGCAGCGUGGUCCCAAAGAGGCGAAGCAUUCCAGAUGAGAUUCGAGGGCUGACCACAGUGGAGUUGAUAAAGAGAGAAGGUUCCAGUCUGGGCCUCACCAUCUCCGGAGGCUCGGAUAAAGAUGGCAAGCCUCGAGUGUCGAACCUCAGACCGGGAGGCCUGGCAGCAAGUCUGUGUGUUCGUCCCAGGAGUGACCAGCUGAACACGGGCGACUACAUAAAGUCCGUGAACGGCAUCAACCUGUCGAAGCUGCGGCACGACGAGAUCAUCAGCAUGCUGAAAAACAUUGGAGAGAGGGUGGUGCUGGAGGUCGAGUAUGAGCUGCCUCCUCUGGCUCCCAGCAGUCCCAGCAGCGCCAUCUCCAAAACCAUCGAGGUGUGUCUGGAAAAAGAAGGGAACAGUUUCGGAUUCGUGCUCCGAGGUGGGUUUCAUGAGGACUGGCAUAAGGCUCGUCCUCUAGUGGUGACCUACGUCAGACCAGGGGGCCCUGCAGACAGGGAGGGCACACUGCGUAUCGGGGAUCGGGUACUGAGCGUAAACGGAGUGGCUUUGAACCGACGGAAACAUGCCGACGCUCUCACUAUACUCAUGCAAAGCAGCCAGGAGGCUUGUUUCCUCAUCGAGUACGACAUCAUGGUCAUGGAGUCAGUGCAACAGUCUUCAGGACCUCUGCAGGUGGAGAUCACGAAGAGCGCCGGCUCUGUGCUGGGUCUGAGCCUCACCAGUGCCCUCUACAAGAACAAACAUGUCAUUACAAUCCAUAAAAUCAAACCUGCCAGUGUUGCAGAGAGGUGCGGUGCUCUGCAUGUAGGUGAUAUUCUCUUGGCUAUAGACGGCAUGAGCACUGAGCACUGUUCUUUAAUGGAAGCUCAGCAGCUGCUGGCCAACUCCUCCGAAGUCACCAAGCUUGAGAUCCUGCCUUCAACACACAGCUUACAUGACACGGUGCGUAUCCAGAGGAGCAACCAGCAGCAGUGGGAGUCUGGUGUUAACCCCUUCAGUGGCCCUGCGCCAACCCAAAGCAAAGCCCCAUCAACCUGGAGCAACACCACGCCAACACACUCCCACUGCACAUCUGUGGCAUCAGGCAGCUCGUCUCAGACGUCAGGCUUUCACAGUGGUAAGAGCGGCUCUGCGUAUUCAAGCCCGUACCCCUGCAGCACUCUGCCCUCGUACCCCUCGAGUCCACGCACCAACACCACCACCACCAGGAGGAAGCCCAGGAGAGCCGAGCACAAGAGCUCAUUGUCUCUCUCCAGCACGGUGGGUGUUGGUGGUCAGGUGGUGCACGUCGAGAACAAUGAGGUGGUGCUCAGAGGAGAUCCGCUCACCGGCUUCGGCCUGCAGCUCCAGGGGGGAGUGUUUGCCACGGAGCCGCUGUCUGCACCCGCCUGCGUCCGAUUCAUAGACCCGGACUCACCUGCUGAAAGGUGUGGAGUGCUGCAGGUUGGAGACAGAAUCCUCUCUAUAAACGGAAUCCCAACGGAUGACGGAACGCUGGAGGAGGCCAAUCAGCUCCUCCGAGACGCAGCUCUGUCCAAUCAGGUCACGCUAGAAGUCGAGUUUGACGUUGCAGAAUCUGUAAUCCCAAGCAGUGGUACGUUUCACGUGAAGCUGCCAAAGAGGCGUGGUGUGGAGGUGGGCAUUACUAUUAGUGCCAGCAAGAAGGCAGGCCGACCUCUGAUCAUCUCCGAGAUAAAGAGAGGGAGCAUCGCUCACAGAACAGGUACCCUGGAGCCUGGCGAUCGUUUGCUGGGCAUCAACAAUGUAAAAUUGGAGGACUGUGGAAUUGACGAGGCGAUGGCGGUCCUCCAGCAGGCUGAGGACAUGGUCAGACUGCGCAUUCAGAAAGACGAGGACAACUUGGACGAGCUGGAGUCGUCCGGCUCUGUGAUUUUCACCGUGGAGCUGAAGAGACACGGCGGUCCCCUAGGGAUCACCAUAUCUGGCACGGAGGAACCCUUUAACCCGAUUCUCAUCUCCAGCCUGACCCGUAACGGUCUUGCACACAGGACUGGGGCUCUUCACGUUGGUGACCGUGUGUUGGCCAUAAAUCACGUGAGUUUGAAGGGGAAGCCGCUGAGCGAAGCCAUUCAUCUGCUGCAGACUGCCGGAGAUUCUGUAACGCUCAAGAUCAAAAAACGAACUGAAUCUGUGUUCGAGUCGAGCUCAGGCAGUCCUAUAAGGGCGGGAUCUGGUCUAAGUGACACCGAAGACGACCGCUCCGAUUCGCUCAGGCACUGUAAACACUCUGGGCUUCGCCACCUAGCCACGCCCCCCAGCAUGGACUCAGCCAUGGACUCAUGGGAUGGCUCCGCCCUCGACGCUGAGUAUAGGAGUCAAGGUGCCUACAUCCAUCGGACAUCUGACCUGACCGUCCACCCUAAUGAGUGGAAACGAACCAAUCAAAGAAGCCCAUUGACCUCCAGGAGAGACGCGCACCGAGCUGCGGUGCAUGAUGAGAAAUCAGGAGAGGAAGGCUGGAAAUAUCAUGGAUCUGUUAGCCCAAUGCGUCGCCGUGGCAACACUGACUCUCAGGAGAGCUAUUGGUCGCAAGCCCUGCAGGACCUGGAGACGUGCGGCCAAUCAGAAAUCCUCCGAGAGCUGGAGGCCACCAUGAUGUCAGGCAGCACGCUGAGUUUAGGGGACGAGAGUGAGAUCUGUAACGACGGUGACCUCAACCUUCCACCACUGAACCUGAAGCAGUGUUGGGAUUGCAGCACAGAAACUGAGCUCAACGACUCGAACCCCGCCGUGCCGUUAGAGCUACACAAGAUCAGCGUCCUGAAGGAUGAAGACAGCAGGGAUUUUGGCUUCAGUGUGUCCGAUGGCUUGCUGGAGAAGGGUGUGUAUGUGAACAUGAUCCGGCCGGACGGUCCUGCAGAUCAGGCGGGGUUACAGCCGUACGACCGAAUUCUUCAGGUGAAUCACGUGCGCACGCGGGAUUUUGACUGCUGCUUAGCCGUGCCCCUGAUUGCCGAGUCAGGAGAUCAGCUCCAGCUUGUCAUCAGCAGGAACCCCCUCACACAGCCACCCCAGUGGUCCCCUAAGGACAUCCGGGACCUCUCGGACACGCUUCCUCCUGUCCCUGUCCGCAGCCCGAUGAAGACGGAACUCGGGUCGGAGGUCAUACCACUGAGUGGCGGGUCACUGUAGAAGAAAGCACGCUCUGUCUUCUGUCUCUCUCUCUCUCUCUCUCACACACACACACACACACACGUGCACACACACUUCUUUUAUUUCACUUCUUACACAACUAAAACCGCUUGCACGCAGUUGGUCAGUUUCCAUGACACCACUUUAAAAAAAAAUAAAAAAAUGAAAGAUCACCAGGUUCACUCCGACCCACUCAAACGUUUCACUUUGUUGAAGGAUCCAGUUUAAUUUUAGUUUUUUAUUCGGUUUGCUCACUGGUUUUUUAGGUUCUCACACACACACACACACACCUGCACCAUUACACACUUUAACUUUAGGUUAUAAUGUCCUGAAGUGUUUUAUGCAUUUGGUUAUAAACAAUAUGACGCACAAACAGAAAGAGAGAGCAGAUUCACGCUCACCUUCAGAUUCUUUGUCAUGUUUAAAAAAAAAAAAAAAAAAAAAAACAGAUUCUCCUGCUAACUUUUACGCACCAUCGGUUAUUGUUCUGUCUAUGUGUAAAUGCAAAUGAUUUAUGGUGCUUCUUUAAUGUGUUCAAAACAUUUUUUUUAUAUAUAUAUAACCUGCUUCAGUUCAAGCUGGCUCGAGAGGCCGAGAGAGCGGAUCUAGACUCAAUUAAAAUGAGUCUAAAUUUUAUAUAAAUAUAUUAUAUGUAUACAGAGAAAUGUGUGAGGGAAUGUGUACUGUAAAGAGUACUGUACAUAAUGAUUAUAUGUAAAGGUGUAUGUGUCCUUAUGAGAAAACAAGGCUGUGUUCGCUUGAUCAUUUUUAUACCGUAAGUGCGAUAAGUCCGUUAUUAAAGUGUGAGAUUAGUUUUAAUUGUACCUCUUUUAAAAGUGGGACAGAUUUCCCCGGUCAGUGGUUUUACGAACAUUCCUUCACUGUUCAGUAAGUGUCCGAGUGUACAAUCUGAUCAUGUGUAUAUGGAAAUGAAUGCUUUUAUUAAUGGAUGCAAAAGUUCCUCUUUUUUUUUGUUUCUUUUUUAAACAAAAUAAAGAAUAUAAGCCAUU